Plasmodium gaboni is the source of this 5247-nucleotide messenger RNA. Its product is annotated as putative liver specific protein 2. Lineage: Eukaryota; Apicomplexa; Aconoidasida; Haemosporida; Plasmodiidae. The record is from RefSeq and is a predicted model, not a curated record. The coding region runs from base 1 to 5247 and encodes 1748 amino acids. The transcript has a single exon.
AUGAAGAAGGCUUGUGUUUUAUCGUUUAUUUUGUUUUGUUCUGUUGUUAUGGUUAUAAGGUUUAUCGGAUAUUUUUUUUCUAGUGUGUAUAUGAGAGAAGAAGCAUAUAAUAAUAUUUAUGAGAUUAUAAAACCUGAGAAUUUCUAUAGUUCUUUUUUAUUAUUUUCAAAGGAGAAGAAAAAUAAUUUUGAUAAUUCUAGAAAUUGUAAUGGAUAUAUGAGAUGUGAUCCUUUUUAUAAAAAUAUUUCUACAUCAUGGAUGAGAUAUAAUUUAAUAGAACAUGAUAUUAUUAGAGGUGCAUUAAAUAUACAUAUGAUGAGUAAAUAUAAAAAGGAAACUAAUAAAUUAUUAAAAGGAAAAGAUAAUGUAGAAAGUGUAAAUAAUAAUAAUAUGUCCAAUGGUUAUUUACAUUCAGUUUUAAAAAAAGAAAAACGUUUAAUGUUCCUUUUAUUUUAUAAAAAAAUUAGGAUGAUGAAAUUAUAUAUAAGGAAUUUAUUUAAUAACUACAUUAAAAGUGAUGAUAAAACAGAUCAUAUUGAGAAUAAUAUAGACACUAAUAAAAAAAUGGUUGAUAUUGAAGAAAUUAAAUUGUUUGAUAUUCUAUAUAUGAUAACAAGAAUUGAUAGUUAUGUAAAUAAUAUGUACUCCAUCAUUUAUAAUAAUUUCUUGUAUGUUAUAAGAAUAUUAUUUCUUCCAUUUGAAAAAAUGUAUUUAUUUUUAAAACACACCAUAAUGAUAAAACAAAUGAACAUGUCUUAUUAUCAUUAUUAUUAUAUAAAUAUGUUUUCUUUGUUUAAAAAAAAUAACAACAAUAAUGUUGACGUGUGGAAUGUAAAUAAUAAAAAAUAUGAAGAUAUUUUUAAUCAUAUACAUAGUGUAACAUCUCAUAAUGAAUACUUAAAAAAUGAAGUGUCAGAUAAAUAUAGAAGAGUUAUACGUAUUUUAUCUGUGAAGAAUGAUAAUUCUUUUGUAGGUUCUGUGUUAACAGAUUCUGACAAAGUUGAAAAGGAUGAUUCAGAUGUAAUAAAACAGAAAAAAAAAAAUAUAAAUCAAAAUAAAAAUCAACCUAAAAAUCAACCUAAAAAUGAAUAUAUAAAUCAAAAUAUGAAUAGCAAAAAAUCGGACAUAUCAGAUGAAUUAUCAUUAGAAUCCUUUUACAGAGAAGAAUUAGAUAAAGUAGGAAAAGAAGAAAUUGAAAAAUAUUUUAAAGGAAAAAUAGAUAAAAAGUCAAUUGAUGAAUUUUAUAAAAUAUUUCAUGAAGAGUUAUAUAAGAUGAGCAAGGAUGAAUUAUAUGAAAUGUUCAGAGAAGAAUUAAAUAGCAUUGAACAAGAAAAAAUAAAAAAUAUGAAGAAAGAAGAAAUUAAUAAAAUGUAUAAAGAAGAAUUAGAUAAAAUGGAUCGUGAUGAAAUUGAUAGAAUACAUAGAGAAGAAUUAGAAAAAAUUGAAAAAGAAAAAAUAAAUAAAAUGGAUAAAGAAGAUAUAGAUAAAAUAUAUAAAGAAGAAUUAAAUAAAAUGGAUAAUGAUAAAAUUGAUAAUAUAAGAAGAGAAAUAUUACAAGAUAUACAAAAAGAAAAAAUCCAUAAUUUAAAAGUAGAAGAAAUUGAUAGACUUUAUAAAGAAGAAUUAGAUAAAAUGGACAGAGAUGCAAUAUAUGAAAUGCAUAUGAGAAAAUUAGGAAGAAAUUUAAAAGAAAAUAAUAUAUAUAGAAAUUUAAAGAAUGAAUCUAAACAAAUAAAUAAAAAAGAAAAUGUAAAUGUUUUUAUAAUACACGAUAAUAAAAAUAUUAAUGAUAAUAAAAAUAUUAGUGAUAAUAAAAAUAUUAGUGAUAAUAAAAAUAUUAAUGAUAAUAAAAAAAAUAAUGAAAAAGUUCAAGUAGAAUUGUUUGUGAGAAAUAUCGAUAAAGACAAAGGAGCCAACAUAGAAGAUAUUAUAGAAUAUUUUAAUAAAGAAAUUAAAAAAGAUAAAAAUCUAAAUGUUUCAGAUAUAAUCAAUUUUUUAAAUUCAAAAGUAGAAAAGGAUAACACAUCAAUUCAACAUAAGAAAGAAAAUAAAGUCGAUGUUGUGAAGAAAAAUAUUAAGAUUGAUCAAGAGGAUAAUAUAGAAAAUAAAGGUCAAAAGGAUAACACUGAAAUGUUAGAUAAUAUUAAAGAUAUAAUAAACAAGGUGGAUAAUAUAAACAACAAUGUUGAUAAUAUAAACAAUGUUGAUAAUAUAAACAAUGUUGAUAAUAUAAACAAUGUGGGUGAUGAAAAUAAUGAUAAUAUAAACAACAAUUUUGAUAAUAUAAACAAUGUGAGUGAUGAAAAUAAUGAUAAUAUAAACAACAAUUUUGAUAAUAUAAACAAUGUGAGUGAUGAAAAUAGUGAUAAUGUCAACAACAUUGUUGAAUAUAUAGACGAACAGGAGAAAAAUUCAAAUGUGGAUAUUCCAAAUAAUAUAAACUGGCCCCACAUAUUUAAAGACAAAGUAACAGAAAACAUAAAAAAUGAAAAACAUUUCAACAACGAGAAAGAAAAUACACAAAAGGAUAUUAUUGAAGAAGAUAAUAUUAAUGAUAAUUCAAAAAAUGAUUAUAUAGAUAAAGAUAUAUAUAUGAAUGAUUCAGUGAAUGAAGUUGUUGCACCAGAAAAAUAUGUAGAAGAAGUAAAUAAGAUAGAUGAUAAAAAUAUAAAUAUUGAAGAAAUAGAAGAGAAUUAUCAAAAGAAUAAUAAUAUUGAAGAAGAAAAAAAUAUAAUAGAUAAUAAUAUAAACAAAAAAUAUAUAUAUAAUAUACAAAAGGGUGAUAUUAUAAAUAAUAAAAAUACAAAUGUAAGUGAAGAUAUAGCUAUUAUAGAAAGUGGAAAAGAAAUAGCAGAACUUUUUAAUAAUAUAAUUAAGAAUAGUAAUAUUUUAGACAUGUGCUCAAAAAUGAAUCCUUCAGAUAGUGAUAAAGGAUUUAUAUGUGUAAACGGAAAUAAUUAUAUUAUAAAUCCUGGUAUAUAUCAUAUAAUUAAUAUAAAAUAUCCAGAUUAUAAUUAUUCUAAAAAAAGAUUAUUAUAUGAUUCGAUGGAGUGUAUAGAUAUAAAUAAGAAAGAUAAUAAUGAUAAUAAUAAUAAUAAUAAUAGUCAAAAUAAUUAUUAUAAUAAAAAAAAAAGUAAUGAUUUAUAUUUAAAAAAAUCUAUUGAAGAACUUGUUCCAGGAUUUUUAAGCAAUAUUAAUAAUAAAGUUGAUGAUUUUGUCAAAAUAUUUACUCCAUCAUUUAUUCAGAAUGAUAUAUUUUUAAAUUGUAUUUACAAAUAUAGAAAUGAUUUUGAUAGGAAUGAUAAUUUGUAUUCGUUUCCUGUCAAGAUAUUUUUAAGAAAAAGCACAAACAAAAUGAAAGGUUGUUCUUUUCAAACUGACGAAGAUUCUUUCUUAUAUAAAGAUUAUGGGCAAAAAGAAUCAUUUCUAACUAAUAAAAUUAUUUUAAAUAAUUUGAAUAGAAAUACUGAGUGUGUAUUGCAUGCAUCAAAUGAAAUAGUUGGUUUUCAAUGUGGACCUCCAUAUAAAUCUUAUGAUAAUAUACAACACAGCAACACAACAAAUAAUACAAAUAAUAUUAAUAGUAUGAAUAAUAUAUAUAGUAUAUAUAAUUAUAUUCCAUAUUCUCAUUUAUAUAGAAAUAUAUUUAAUAAUCAACAAAAAUCAUAUAACGUAGGAGGAUAUUUUCAAACAGAACCCAUAAAUUGUUUUGAAUAUGUAAAUGAUAAUGUUAACGUUAAAAAUAUUUUGCCAGCAUCGAUUGCAUUUCCUAGAUUUGAUUCUAUUAGUGAUACACUAGAUGUUAACCAUACAAGAUAUAUAAUGUUGAAUGAGACAAAUGAAGAUAAAAUAAUAUAUUGUACCUGUAAUUAUUUUAGAGAACCAAAUAUUGUCUAUACAGGUAAAAUAAUUAUUAAGGUCGAAGAAGAAAAAAUAUAUAAAAAUAAAAAAUUGCAAACUGAAAUUAAUGAUGUUAUAAAUAAUAAUAAUAAAGAAAUAUAUGAAGAAACAAAUAUUAAUAAUGUAAUUGAAAAAAAAAAAAAAAAAAAAAACGAUCAAGAAGAAAAUCAUAUCUCAUUUAAUAAAAAUUUUAAAAUAGAUGAUAUAUAUAAUUUUUAUAAUAAGAAUAUUCAUUCUAAUAAUAAUUACCAUCAUAAUGAUUCUUUUAAAGGAGACCAUCCAAACAAAAUACAUGAUACGUUUCUUAAGAAUAAUAAAUACAAUAUAUUUUUUAAUAAUUUAAAAUAUAAUAAUAUUAAAAAUGACCAUAAAUAUAACAAAGAUGUUCUCAAUUAUAAAUAUGAUGUUGAUGAUUAUCACGAGGUUCAAGUUAACAAUGAGGGUUCAUCUAAAGAACAAGAAGAUUUUAUUGAUUUUAAAGAAAAUAUAAUUAAUGAUAAUAUCAACUAUAAUCAUAAAGAUCUAGAUGAUGAUGAUGAUGAUAAAUAUAACAACAGUAACAACAACAAUAAUAAUAAUAUUAAUUCUUGGAAGUCAUUUGAAAAUAAUCUUGAUCUUCAAAGAAGUAUAUUACAAGCUGGAGAUACACAACAAGUACUUGUAAUUAAUAAAUCUAAUAAUGUAAAUGUUCUUUUUCCAGAUAAAAAAAAAAAUCACACUCAUCCAAAUGAAGACAAAGAAACAUUUCCUAAAUAUAUCUCUUUAGUAUAUAAAGAAAAAAAUAAAGACCAUGAAAAAAUAGACAAGACAUUAACUUUUAUUAAGGAAUUCUAUCCUCCAUCACUUAGAGGAGGUAAAGAAAAUGAAAUGGAAAAUAAACAAAAUUUGGAGAAUAACAAUGAUGUAGAAAUAAAGGAUGAUAUAAAAAAAAAUGAUAAUAAGGAAAUGAACUAUGAUGUUGAUAUAAACGAUAAUGUUGAAAUAAACAAUAAUGUUGAAAUAAACGAUAAUGUUGAUAUAAACGAUAAUGUUGAAAUAAACGAUAAUGUUGAAAUAAACGAUAAUGUUGAAAUAAACGAUAAUGUUGAUAUAAACGAUAAUAUACAUGAUGGUAAUAAUAAUUUACCAGAUGAUGCUCUUAAUGAAGAUACUAUUGAAGAACCCUUUGAAAAUAUUUUUGAUUUUAUAAAUGAAGAAACAAGGUCAAAUGGAGACCAGGAAAUAAAUGCUGCUUCAGAAGAUUCUAUAAAAAAAAAAUUAAGUCAGAAUUUUCUCGACAUAAUACGUGGAGGGAAAUUUAAAAUAAGACAUAAAGAAAAAAAUAAAAAAAAAAAGAUAAAAAAUUAA